GCCGAGGAGGUUAGUCGAGCGCGAGUGCUCGGAUCGCGCGGUCGCAUUCGCUCUGCUUUGCCUUCGCUUGUACUUCUGCAGUAUACUCGUACUCGUGUAUACUUGUCGAGCUUCUGUCGUUACGUUUCGCGAUUUGUACACGGCCGUAUCGCGAGCAGCUGUAUAAGGUUGGACUUUUGUUGAGAACGAGUUAAAAAAAAAGUACUCGACCCCCCUCGUGAAGAACGACCAAUAAAAAUACCCCCUUGGUCCCAUUAAAAGCAGAAAUCGUCGUCAUCAGAAGCGCGUUAAACGCACUGCUCUUCGGGAAACCACGUGCACGGCGUCAUCAUCGUCGUCACCCAUCCACGGAAUUGACUGCAACUACGCUUGUAUAUACGUAUACACUGUGCUCUCGCGCGUGAUUAUCAUCGAGAGACCGGCGUCUCCCCUUCGCAUCUCUCUCUCUCUCUCUCUCUCUCUCUCUCUCUCUCUCUCUAUCUCUCGCUCUCUUAGGAGAGUUGCCUGUGUGCGUGCCUGUGUGUGCCGGCGGAGUGCGCGCGACAUAACCUCCAAAAAACCGAAGUAGGGGGCCUCCUUCGCCGCAGCAGACGACGAGGGAUUGAACGAGAGAGAUACACGCAGGGGCGGCAGACUCGGCCCCCGAGUGCUCGAGGCGAGAAGGAGAAAAAACUCGCGGAUCAUGUCGUCGCAGCGCAGGUGGCUCCUGGCUUGGUUGGCCUGGUUGACGGCGCUCCAGGUGGGCAGGGCCGAGCUUUACACGGCCCUCGUCGACAUGGAGGAGCUGCUCGAGACCGAGGCCGUUCUUAUCGACACCCUGCACGGCUUCAUCAGCGCCCAAGAGCAGAGACUUGCUACCCUUAGGAGAAACGUGGAGGAUUACGCCCGGGAACACGAGGAGGCCUCGCGCAACAUCCAGCAGUACCUGUCGAACCCGAUAAACGCUUAUCUGCUUGUGAAGCGGCUGACGACCGAUUGGCGCAGGGUCGAGGAGCUCAUCACCGAGGACGUCGGCAAGGCUUUCGUGGCCAACAUCACGAGCUCGCGCAGCGACCUGAAAUUCCCGACCGAGGAGGAUCUCAAUGGGGCGGCGGUCGCGCUAAUGAGGCUACAGGAUACUUACAAGCUCGAGACGGCUCAGGUUGCCAGGGGCGUCCUCAACGGCGUCCAGUACAGCACCGGACUCUCCGCGGGCGACUGCUUCGAGCUCGGUAGGCAGUCCUACAACAACGGCGACUAUUACCACACGGUGCUGUGGAUGCAGGAGGCGAUGGAUCGUCUGCAGGAGGAGAGCAGUAACCGUACGACCAUCUCCAAGCCAGACAUACUCGAGUACCUGGCCUUCUCCACCUACAUGCAAGGCAACGUGGUGAGGGCGCUGAGCAUGACGAACGAGCUGCUGGAGCUGGUGCCGACCCACCAGCGAGCUCUUGGUAACCGGGCCUACUACCAGGAGGAGAUCCAGAAGAGAACCAACGAGUCCAGAAGGAAACGCGGCGAGGACGGCAGCGAGGAUACACCCGCGGCUGACCAGCACUUCACUGUGACGGAAAAGAAGAUCAAGAGCGUGAGCGAGAUGACGGAGCGUGAGAGAUACGAGAUGCUGUGCCGGGGCGAGAUCAAGAUGCCCCUGAGCAUCCAGAAGGAGCUGCGCUGCCGCUACGUCGACCGAGGCAUACCCUUCCUCAAGAUAGCGCCUUUCAAGGAGGAGGAGGCCUACCUCGACCCUCGCAUCGUCAUCUACCACGACGUCAUCUACGACGACGAGAUCGAGACCAUCAAGCGGAUGGCUCAGCCCAGGUUCAAGCGGGCGACGGUGCAGAACUACAAGACCGGCGAGCUGGAAAUAGCGAACUACCGCAUUAGCAAGAGCGCCUGGCUGCAGGAGCACGAGCACAAGCACGUGCGGGCAGUGAGUCAACGGGUCGAGCACAUGACGAGCAUGAGCAUCGAGACUGCCGAGGAGCUCCAGGUUGUUAAUUAUGGAAUUGGCGGACAUUACGAGCCCCACUUCGAUUUCGCCAGGAGGGAGGAGAAGAACGCUUUCAAGAGCCUGGGCACCGGCAACCGUAUCGCCACAGUUUUGUAUUAUAUGAGUGACGUCGAGCAGGGAGGCGGAACUGUUUUUACGAAGAUUAAUAUUUCCCUUUGGCCGAAGAAAGGCAGCGCUGCUUUCUGGUACAAUCUCAAGCCUAACGGAGAGGGUGACUACAAGACGAGACACGCUGCGUGUCCUGUACUAACUGGAUCCAAGUGGGUUGCAAACAAGUGGCUGCACGAGAGAGGCCAAGAAUUUCACAGACCCUGCACGUUAGAGAACCAACCGGCCGAUGUUGACGACGGCCGUUACUAAACUCACACCAUCCAUCGGAUAAAAACGUGUUCCGUUCACGCAGAAGAGCGGGAGGAAGCCGAUUGCAAAUCGAGCCGGCGAGUUGCACUGUGCGCCGACCUCGAAAGGGCGCGAAUGAUAGAUAGCUCGUUGGUCAAGCCAAAGGAUUAAAUAAUUAUAGUUUUUACGGGAGCGUAUAUUAUGCGUUGCGAGCCGAGCGCGGCUUCUCCGUCGACUUCGCGAAUUCAAAUUUACUAUGAUCGAUUGGAUGCUUGGCGGAGAAAUCGCGCUCGAGUAGAGAUGCCAGACGAUAAGAACGACGAGGAAUGACUCAACGAUUGUUUCUUUUUGCGUUAAAUAUAUUAUUAUAUAUACAUGCACUCGACUCGAGGAUUAUUAAUCGUCAGAGAGAGAGAGAGAAAGAGAGAGAGAGAGAGAGAGAGAGAGAGAGAGAGAGAGAGAGAGAGAGCGCCCUGUUAGCCGGGCGCUGAAUUUUUAGCAAUAAACAAUCGCGAAUGCAGUGUGUGAUAUCGCAGAUUUUAAAGAGUAAAAAAAGAUUGUAUACUUAAUAUAUCUCUACUCGAAAUGUUAAAAAAGAAGAAGAAAAGGAAAAAGGCUAUUGUAAAAUCUCGACCGAUUGCCUGUAGUGUUAUACGAGGUGGACUAAUGAGGCGUUGCCCAGAAUAUACUACCGAUUAACGCGAGAAAGAAAAUCGUCGCUGUGUUUUAUUGAACUUUGAUGAACUUAAAACGAAUUUAAUGUUGGCCGGUGACAGUUUCUUUCGAGCGAUAUAUACGAGAACAAAAAAAAUCCUUAUGAAUUGUGCGCUUACGAUAUAAUGAUGAUGUAUAUGAAGAUUGAAAAGUGACUUUGUUCCUUCCGAUCUGUUGCAUUAAUUCAUUAAAACAGAGAUGUGAGAUUUGUACUAUGCGAGCAGAGCUUAUUUCGCAGUCUGCGAUAUUGUCUGUCGGUAAGGUAGCUACAGUGGAACAAGUGAGAAAUUCGCGUUUCAGUAUUUUUAACAACGCUUUAGCCGACUCAAAACCUUUUCAUAAGUAAAUUUUGUAAUGAUUUGUCAAUUGCCAAAACGGACAAUAUUUAGAACGAGUUUUGAGCAUUUAUUUAGACUGUUAACGUUUAAUACUUUGUGGAAAACUUUUUUUUACAUGACAUUAUUAUUAAGGCGAAAAUGCAAAGUAUGUUUCAUAUCUCGUUAAAAACACGGACAUCGUUUAUUCAAAUUUUUACGAGAACUAGCGAAAAUUGUAUUGAGCUGUAGGGACUCAUACUUGACAAGAGCAUAACACAUAGUGUAUCGCAUUUGAAUAAUUGGAGUCUCUAUUCGAACAAAGUUAGAUAGUAAGGCCAGUUUUUACAUCCGAUUAUCAUCAGUUAUUGAUAUACUCACAUCUUAUUACGAUGCAAAGUUACUAUGAAAUAUGAUGUAAUGAAAAUUUUUUGGAAAAGAGGAGACUGAGAUGAGUGAUGAUGCUUAUAAUCUGGUUUGCUUCGUUCUGGAAGCGCUAUGGAUGAUUGGUAGUCCAGUUGAAAUUCUAUAUAGUAUCGACUAUCAAGAUAAUGUUUAUAAUUAUUAGCUCUCGUCUGUUGAAAUCGUUAAUCCUUUAGAAUAUAAAACAUGUGACGAGUCGAUAAUGAAUAAACAUUUUCAAGAUAUAUCUAAUAAGUUUCUUUUAUAUUUCGUACGUAUAUCCUUUGGCCUAUUGACAAAAGACAUCAUCCGUGCAGAUAACCCAUCUCGUUAUUAUUUCCAUGACAUGAAAAAUUCGUUUUAUCGAAUGAAAAAGUAGAAUAUGUAAAGAGAUACUUGCUUAUAUCUUAUGUACAUGCAAGGUGAUUAAUCUUAAAGAAUACAGGAAUUGUAAAUUUAUUAACAAUUAAAAUGCUAUCUUUGAAAAAUUUAAUUAAAAUCGAAUAUAAGAAAUUUAAACUAGAGAUUGUAAACGUAUACUGAUUUGCGAGAACAAUACUUUCAUAUAUUGCUAUUAUUUGAAAUAACCAUCAAUUUACUAAUCAUUUUUCACUAGUGUCAAAUAUGUAAAUAUAGAAUGACCUGUACUUCUUUGUUGAAGUGUAAAAUAGAGAAUUAAAGGUAUCAAUUUCAAUUACUGAAGUAUAUAACAAUGAUAAAUAUGGAAAAUGAAUCUAUAUUUGAAAAGGAGCUUAUAUACCGUCAAUUUAUUUAGAAGCAUUUCGAUCAUACUUUGUGCAUUUUUUUUAAAAAGGAUAAUCCUCAUAUUAAAAUUCGCAUAUUAUUAUCUCGAAAUAUACUGUACACAUUCUAACUAACGAUGGAAGUUAAAAAAACGGUAUCACAUGUAAAGCAAUGAUUUUCUUUAACAAUAUAUUUAUCCUUCUUUUGUAAAAAAAAAAUAAAUUUGAACGCAUAAAAAAUACGUCGAUAAUGUAGGGAAUGAUUUUUAUGAUACUUUGUAUACUUUGUACUUUUGCAAUAUUUUGCUAAGCCUUGUUUUUGUUAGCUCGACAUUGUAUGAAAAAAUAAAAACUUUAAACUAA
Molecule: messenger RNA, 4868 nt
Organism: Nasonia vitripennis (jewel wasp)
Lineage: Eukaryota; Metazoa; Arthropoda; Insecta; Hymenoptera; Pteromalidae
Gene: PH4alphaEFB
Product: prolyl 4-hydroxylase subunit alpha-1
Exons: 11
Coding region: 683-2353 (556 amino acids)
Biological process (GO): peptidyl-proline hydroxylation to 4-hydroxy-L-proline
Cellular component (GO): endoplasmic reticulum
Molecular function (GO): procollagen-proline 4-dioxygenase activity; protein binding; L-ascorbic acid binding
Source: RefSeq, a predicted model, not a curated record